Molecule: messenger RNA, 4905 nt
Organism: Mercurialis annua (annual mercury)
Lineage: Eukaryota; Viridiplantae; Streptophyta; Magnoliopsida; Malpighiales; Euphorbiaceae
Product: paired amphipathic helix protein Sin3-like 4
Exons: 24
Coding region: 275-4603 (1442 amino acids)
Biological process (GO): negative regulation of transcription by RNA polymerase II
Cellular component (GO): histone deacetylase complex; chromatin
Molecular function (GO): transcription corepressor activity
Source: RefSeq, a predicted model, not a curated record
AACCACAGAACCAAAUUACAUUAACACAAUUCAGAAACAUUGUGUUAAGAAAAAAAAUAUUCUGCUUCAUCCUCCUUUCAAAAAUCUUAAAAUCAAAAUUAAAAUUAAAAUCUGAUCAUCAGACUCAGUUUGCCUCCUUUACAAAGGAUUUUGUUAUGAUUGAAGAGCUUGGUUUUAGCGGCAUGGUUUGUUGUCGUUGUUGAAGAAGAGAAACUGCGGCGAGUGCGAAAUUAGAUUGUAGAGUGAUUUUUUUUGAUUUUUUUAUCCUUUAAGGAUGAAGAGGUCAAGAGAUGAUGUUUAUGUAACUUCAUCUUCUCAAUCUCAGCUUAAAAAGCCUAUGGUCUCUUCUCGUGGCGAAACUUCUGGGCAACCCCAGAUGAUGGGAGGAGGAGGAGGACCUAGUGGUGGUGUCGGUGGAGCCGGGCAGAAACUAACAACAAACGAUGCCUUGGCGUAUCUUAAGGCUGUGAAGGAUAUAUUUCAAGAUAAAAAGGAUAAAUAUGAAGACUUUCUUGAGGUCAUGAAGGAUUUCAAAGCACAAAGAAUUGAUACAGCAGGUGUCAUAGCCAGGGUAAAGGAUUUAUUUAAAGGGCAUCGUGACCUAAUUUUAGGUUUCAAUACCUUCUUGCCUAAGGGAUAUGAGAUCACCCUCCCCCUAGAAGAUGAACCACCUCUGCAGAAAAAGCCUGUUGAAUUUGAAGAAGCAAUUAGUUUUGUGAACAAAAUUAAGAUGAGGUUUCAAGGUGAUGAUCAUGUUUACAAAUCAUUUUUAGAUAUUUUGAAUAUGUACAGGAAAGAAAAUAAAUCCAUCACGGAAGUCUACCAAGAGGUUGCUGCUCUUUUUCAAGACCAUAGUGAUCUGCUCAUGGAGUUCACUCAUUUCCUACCUGAUGCUUCAGCUACAGCCUCUGCUCACUAUGCUCCAUCUGGUAGGACAUCCAUUCAUCGUGAUAGGAACUCUGCCAUGCCCACAAUGCGCCAAAUGAAUAUAGAUAAGAAAGAAAGAAUGACUGCUUCUCACGCCGAUCGUGACUUCAGUGUCGACCGCCCUGAUCCAGACAAUGAUAAAUCUUUGAUAAGAUCAGACAAAGAGCAGCGAAGGCGAGGUGAAAAAGAGAAGGAGAGGAGGGAAGAUCGAGAUAGGAGAGAAAGGGAACGAGAAGAUAGAGAUUAUGAGCAUGAUGGCAGUCGUGAUCUCAACAUGCAGCGGUUUUCCCACAAACGGAAAUCUGUGCGUAGGCCUGAAGAUUUGGCUGCUGAUCAUCAAGGUGGGGAUGGGGAUGAAAACUUUGACAUGCAUCUUGUUUCAUCCACAUAUGAUGAUAAAAAUAAUGUGAAAAAUGCUCUAAGUCAAGAGUUCACUUUCUGUGAGAAAGUGAAGGAAAAGUUGCAAAAUAAUGACGAUUAUCAGGGAUUUUUGAGGUGCCUUCACCUGUAUACAAAAGAAAUAAUCACAAGAGCAGAGUUGCAAUCCUUGGUAAAGGAUUUAAUUGGAAAACAUCAAGAUCUUAUGGAUGGCUUCAAUGAAUUUUUGGCACGUUGUGAAAAGAACGAAGGUCUACUAGCUGGUAUUGUGAGUAAAAAAUUCCUGUGGAAUGAAGGUAGUUUUCCCAGGCCUGUGAAGCUAGAAGACAAGGAUAGAGAUCGUGAACAUGAGGGGGAAGAUGCGAUUAAAGAUAGAGAACGUGAAACACGGGAAAGGGAUAGACUUGACAAAAAUAUAGCUUUUGGGAAUAAAGAAAAUGGGGGUCACAAAAUGUCUCUGUUUCCCAGCAAAGAUAAGUUUUUGUCAAAGCCUAUUAACGAGCUUGACCUAUCUAAUUGUGAGCGUUGCACUCCUAGCUAUCGACUUCUACCAAAGAAUUAUCCCAUCCCUUCAGCAAGUCAGAGGACAGAACUUGGUGCUGAAGUGCUGAAUGACCAUUGGGUUUCUGUCACUUCAGGAAGUGAAGAUUACUCUUUUAAGCACAUGCGCAAAAACCAGUAUGAAGAAAGCCUGUUCCGCUGUGAGGAUGACAGGUUUGAGCUAGACAUGUUGCUGGAGUCUGUGAAGGUAACGACUAAGCGCGUGGAAGAACUUUUGGAAAAGAUAACCAGUAACACAAUAGGUGGUCCAAUUAACGUUGAGGAGUACUUAACAGCUUCAAAUGUGAGGUGUAUUGAGCGUUUGUAUGGUGAUCAUGGGCUUGAUGUGAUGGACGUAAUGAGGAAGAACACUGCUCCUGCUUUGCCGGUUAUACUAACUCGUUUGAAGCAGAAACAAGACGAAUGGCAAAGAUGUCGUGCUGACUUUAACAAAGUUUGGGCUGAUAUUUAUUCUAAGAACUAUCACAAGUCACUUGAUCAUCGUAGCUUUUAUUUCAAGCAGCAGGAUACUAAGAGCUCGAGCACAAAAGCGUUGCUGGCCGAGAUAAAAGAAAUUAGUGAGAAGAAGCGAAAAGAAGAUGACGUGCUUCUUGCUUUUGCUGCUGGGAACAGACGACCUAUUUUACCAAAUCUGGAAUAUGAGUACCUAGACCCUGAAAUUCACGAGGAUUUAUAUCAGCUUAUUAAAUUCUCCUGUGGAGAAGUUACCGAACAACAGUCAGACAAAGUGAUGAAGAUUUGGACAACCUUCUUUGAACCCAUGCUUGGUGUUUCUUCUCGGCCUCAGGGUGCAGAGGACACAGAAGAUGCUGUGAAGGCAAAGAACCACUCCUCCAAAAGUGGAGAUAGUGAAGGCAACCCUAUUUGUGGUGGUGCUAUAGUCAUCAAUAAGCAUUCAAAUCUUUCUAGGAAUGGAGAUGAAAGCAUCCCAGCUGAGCAAUCCAGUUCUUGCCGAACUUGGUUGCCAAAUGGAGAUAAUGGGAAUAAAGAAAAUGGUUCUCCAGAUGUAGAUCAAAUUCCCCGCAAGGGUGAUACUUCCUGCAGUACAGUUCAACAUGACAAAAUGCAGAAUAAUUUAGCCUCAGCUGAUGCAACAUCAAUAGUUGGUAAACAAACUACUUCCAAUGAACGAUUGGUUAACUCGACCACAUCACUUCCGACUGGAGCAGAGCUAAGUAAUGGAAGAACUAACAUGGAAUCAGGGAUUUGCAACUCUCAAUCAAGAUUAAGCAAUGGUGCCCUUACCGGUGGGCUUGGAUUAGGUUUAAGCAAUGAAUGUUUACCGUCGGCGGAGGGUGAUGAGUUUUUAAGACCUGAUAUAUCUGCAAAUGGGCAGACUACAGAAGACACAAAGGGUCAGAGUUAUAAUGAUGAACCUGCUGCCCAAUUCAAAAUUGAAAGGGAAGAGGGUGAGUUAUCUCCAAAUGGAGAUUUUGAGGAGGACAAUUUUGUAGCCUAUGGAGAGGCUGGUAUUGAGGCUGCGCACAAGGCAAAGGAAAGUUCUGCAAACAAGCAAUAUCAAACAAGACAUGGUGAAGAAGUAACAUGUGGAGAGGCAGGAGGAGAAAAUGGUGCUGAGGCAGAUGAUGAAGGUGAUGAGAGUGCUCGCAGGUCUUCAGAAGACAGUGAGAAUGCCUCUGAGAAUGGUGAUGUUUCUGGAAGCGAGUCUGGUGAUGCUGAAGAUUGUUCUCGGGAGGAGCAUGAGGAAGAUGUAGAACAUGAUGAGCAUGAUAAUAAAGCCGAAAGUGAAGGUGAGGCAGAAGGGAUGGCUGAUGCCCACGAUGUUGAAGGAGAAGGAAUGGCGUUGCCCUUUUCAGAACGAUUUCUUUUAAAUGUGAAGCCUCUGGCAAAGCAUGUACCACCAGCAUUGCUUGACAAAGAAAGGGGUUCGCGUGUUUUUUAUGGAAAUGAUUCAUUCUAUGUGCUUUUUAGGCUUCACCAGACAUUGUAUGAGAGAAUACAAUCAGCAAAAAUAAAUUCGUCAUCUGCUGAAAGGAAAUGGAGAGCGUCAAAUGAUGCAAGUCCUACUGAUCUUUAUGCCAGGUUUAUGAGCGCUCUUUUCAAUUUACUUGAUGGUUCAUCAGAUAAUACAAAAUUUGAGGAUGAUUGCCGCGCUAUUAUUGGAACCCAAUCAUAUGUUUUAUUCACUUUGGACAAGUUGAUCUUUAAACUAGUUAAACAGCUCCAAACAUUAGCAGCUGAUGAGAUGGAUAACAAGCUGCUCCAACUGUAUGCAUAUGAAAAAUCUAGAAAGCCUGGGAGAUUCGUCGAUGCAGUCUAUCAUGAAAAUGCGCGUGUUCUUCUCCAUGAUGAGAACAUUUAUCGUAUUGAAUGUUCUUCUACACCAACUCAUUUGUCUAUUCAGCUUAUGGACUUCGGACAUGAUAAGCCUGAAGUGACUGCUGUUUCCAUGGAUCCUAAUUUUGCAGCUUAUCUUCAUAAUGAUUUCCUCUCUAUUGUUCCGGACAAAAAGGAAAAGCCCGGGAUAUUCCUGAAGAGCAGGAAUAAAUAUAAAUGUCCAAGUCGCGAUGAAUGCCAGGCCUUGGAAGGCUUUCAAGUGCUUAACGGUCUAGAGUGCAAGAUUGCUUGCAAUUCCUCCAAAGUGUCCUACGUUUUAGAUACAGAAGAUUACUUGUUCCAAACGAGAAGGGGAAAGAGAAGCUCACAACAGAAGAGCUCACAGACGAAGAAAUUGAGAAAAGUAGAGAAGUUCCACAGAUGGUUAUCAAGCUCAUAAGACGGCUUUUAUGCGAUCCUGCAGUUGACAUGGUAUAUCCGUUGUACUGUUUCUUGUAGAGCAAAGAUUAGACGACGAGGCAGUGGAAAUUGGAAUAUGAAUGUAUUGACACACCAAGAGAAUAAAGAAUCAAAGAGGAAAGCAAAAAUGGCUGGCCAGAUUGUAGUAUAGUGUAAGAUUGUGGUGUUUUUUGUGCCACAAUCAUGUAAAUAUAAAUGAACAUGCCUGCCAUGCAAUACCGGAUAAAUAUGUAUGUUAACUUCAUUCUAUUCAUCAAUAUUUUUAUAUAUAUUUCUCGAUAA